AUGGAGAUGGCCAUAAUUAUCAAUAAUACAUGGGUCGAAUUAGUUGAUCCUCAAACUGAAAGAGCCUUUUACGCCAACACGAAAACCGGCGAAUGUGUCUGGGAUUUACCAGAGGACGUAGAUCUCUACCCAAGAAAUCCAAACGGUGAAUGGUGGGAGUUUUUCGACGAAUACCAUCAGUUGCCUUAUUAUUAUCAUACUAAAACGGGAGAAACUGAAUGGCUGAGACCACAACACGGUAUCAUUAUACCCUUAACAAUGAUACAAACUUCGACAAUAGGGAAACGAAUGUCUGUGGCAUUGGUUCCAUCUGACGAAGAUAUAAAUAUAGAACAAAUACACCAAGAAAAUCUUAUUCCAAACAGUAUCGGCAAUCAAUCAGAAGUGGAUUCUGGAGGCCAAGAUACCAGUGUUUCCCCAAUUACCCAAAAUCGAGAUGUGAAUUCUCUUGGAGAAAAGAGUAUCAACAACCCUGAUGAUGCAAUAUCAGUAAUAUCGAGUGACUUUAGUGGAAGCGACGCAGGGGGACGGAAACAAUUGUCUCUACUUCGUACCAGGUCUCAGACAGAAAUCGAUACUACGCCAGCUUCACAACGAACUAUUGGACAUACUUCAAAGUCUGCAGAAGAUCUUAAAAGACUUCGUCCCUCUAAAUCCCAAACGUCUGUGCUCUCGUCUGAGAAUUCAGAUGAUCGAUCGGGUUCCGAUCUUUUCUUAUGUGGAUCGGUGCGUAAAUCGCCUAAACUUGCCGAAUACGCAAAAAAUGUUGGAAUUAGUGAGCCCAUUAUAAAUAACGAUGCAAUUUUUGCAAUGAAACCAAAUAUUUUCCCUAUAUCUGACGGGAAUGAGAAUGAUAGUACAUCACCAAUUCAUAUCACGGGGAAGGUAAUGGCUCUUCCACCAGAUUUACAAGAAGAAAUCAAUAAAUUCCGUGUUGAAGGCUUUGCCGAAAAGUAUUUCAAUACUCACAAAAAAGGGAUAUUUAGACGCCGAAUACCUGUUGACAAGUUGCUCGAGUUUCAAAGAGAAUCUCUCCACCUACCAUUAAUGAUCAUACAAAACAAACUGGUUCAUAAAAUUGCUUUGAAAUGCUUCAAGGCAAUUCAGCGAAUAAUGGGAGAUAGGUCGCGACCGAGGCUGAUACACACGCCUUCUACACCUCUUAUGGAAACACAGUGGUUGUUGAGUAAGGGCAUAUUAUACGGCGAGUUGCGUGAUGAAAUUUAUGUACAGAUAUGUAAACAGCUUUCUAAUAACCCAAAUAAAGUGUCUGUCAGCAAGGGCUGGGAAUUACUCUGCGUGGUCUCGGUGACUUUCCCAGUUUCAAAAAACUUUGAAGCUUUCGUAAUGCGGUUUGUGACUGGACAUUUCGACAUUAAAGAGAAUAAUAUUGAUACGAUCAGUAGAUAUGUGCAUUCGCGCCUAAUUAAGAUAGCCAAAUGUGGGCCUCGUGGAAAAGUGCUUACGUACCCUGAGAUUGAACGAGCAAAGGUAGCGCCGUUUCAUCCUUCAGUAUUUGGCGCAAAGCUAGACGACAUAAUGAAAUUACAGAAAAAACAAUAUCCUGAUCUCAAAAUACCAAGGAUAUUGCCCUUUUUGUCCGUUGCUAUUCUCAAUCUACAAGGCAAAACAUCGGAAGGAAUAUUUCGAGUACCUGGUGACGUAGACGCUGUUGCUGAACUGCGACUUCGUAUUGAGAAUAACAGCUACGACAUAACGGGAAUAGCAGACCCAAAUAUUCCAUCCUCACUUUUCAAAUACUGGUUGCGCGAAUUGACGGAUCCGUUGAUACCUUCCGAAUUCUAUGAUGAGUGUAUUCAAUGCUCCGACGACAGUGACGCUACGAUCGAGAUUGUGAAAAAGUUGCCGGAAAUCAAUAGGAGGGUGGUUGCGUUCACGAUUAACUUUUUGCAGCUCUUUGCUGAUCCAAUGACAAUAAAAUCCACCAAAAUGAACAUUAAUAAUCUUGCAAUGGUCUUUGCGCCUAGUUUUCUCCGAUGUCCAUCUGAAAAUCUUGCAGUGGUUUUUGAGAACACAAAGUAUGAGCAGGCAUUUGUAAAGACACUGUUAAUCAAUUUCAAGGAGAAUUGUGAUGCUGAAUUUUGA
Paraglomus brasilianum is the source of this 2106-nucleotide messenger RNA. Lineage: Eukaryota; Fungi; Glomeromycota; Glomeromycetes; Paraglomerales; Paraglomeraceae. The record is from the annotation of a GenBank genome assembly.